This is a messenger RNA of Labeo rohita (rohu), 1024 nucleotides long. It is a transcript of the gene pno1, whose product is annotated as partner of NOB1 homolog. The transcript is spliced from 7 exons. NCBI's taxonomy places the organism in Eukaryota, Metazoa, Chordata, Actinopteri, Cypriniformes, Cyprinidae. The record is from RefSeq and is a predicted model, not a curated record. Gene Ontology annotation, cellular component: nucleolus. Gene Ontology annotation, molecular function: RNA binding. Bases 97 to 846 code for a protein of 249 amino acids.
UGGGCAGCAAUAAGGUCCUUUCUGUAACAUGGCAGAAGCCACAUGUUCGUGGUAAACAUCUCUGCUGAACUGUAGUAUUUAAAAUCUCUUUUCACGAUGGAGUCAGAAUCAAACACGCCAGCGGAGGUGAGCGCUACUAUGGACUGUGAUGGAAAUACGGACACAUUUCAGAAAGUCAAGUCAAAGAAGAGCAAUAAACGGAAGCGGGACGCGGCUGAAGUGGACAUGCAGACUGAGGAGACAGUAGCGGCCAAGAGACCGCAGUUCCCGGCCUUAUCAGGAGACCUGCUCACGGGAGGCACAGUUGAAAUGAGGAAGGUUCCUGUUCCUUCUCACCGUUACACUCCUCUGAAAGAAAACUGGAUGAAGAUUUACACGCCCAUCGUAGAACAUCUGCAGCUCCAAGUGCGAUUCAAUCUCAAGAGCAGAAAUGUGGAGAUUAGAACAUGCAAAGACACAAAAGACAUCAGCGCUCUCGCCAGAGCUGCGGACUUCGUGAAAGCGUUUGUUUUAGGCUUUCAGGUGGAGGAUGCUCUUGCUCUGAUCAGAUUAGACGAGCUGUUUCUGGAAACAUUUGAAGUCACAGACGUCAAACCACUGAAAGGAGAUCACUUAUGCAGAGCCGUAGGCAGGAUAGCGGGGAAAGGAGGAAAAACCAAGUUCACCAUUGAGAAUGUGACAAAAACCAGGAUUGUGCUCGCAGACACGAAGGUUCACAUUUUGGGAUCUUUCCAGAAUAUCAAAAUGGCUCGAACAGCAAUAUGCAACCUCAUUCUCGGAAGUCCUCCAUCAAAGGUAUAUGGCAACAUCCGGGCGGUGGCGAGCCGUGCAGCAGAGAGGUUUUAACACAUGAAGAAACGUACAACUCAUGGACUGAUGCAGAAAUAAUAAUUUACAUGAUUAGUGCCAUAUUGGCCUGAAUGUGUGUAUGAAUGAUACGGUGACUGAUGUGAGCACCGGUGGACGGCUGACUCCUCAAACAGUGGACCUUCAGAUAAUAAACACUUCAUCAAUGGAAAUGAGA